AUAAUUAUUUCUCCUCCCGUGUCGAGCUAAAUCUUAGGGCAAAAAGGUGAUAUCGCCGAGGGACGUCUAGCCACCGCGCCGCCUCCUUCUCCGGUUGUCUCUCUACUUCUCAGACUACUCCAACAGCUAUGUCACAGGUAGACAACAGAAAUUCAUCAGCUGCUAAGCGUGCUAGAACUGACGGGGGCCGCAGAGAAGAUGAUUGGAUCUGUCCAAGUUGUGGCAAUGUCAACUUUUCAUUCAGGACAACUUGCAAUAUGCGUAAUUGCACCCAGCCUAGACCUGCAGAUCACAAUGGGAAGUCUGCUCCCAAACCUAUGCAACCUCAACAAGGUUUCUCCUCACCCGGGCCAUAUUUAGGAUCUGGGGGUCCUCCUCCAGUAUAUAUGGGUGGGUCACCAUAUGGAUCUUCUCUCUUUAAUGGGUCGUCUAUGCCUCCUUAUGACGUCCCAUUUUCUGGGGGUUCGCCUUAUCAUUUUAACUAUAAUAGUCGAAUUCCUGCCGGAGCUCAUUAUAGACCACUACAUAUGUCUGGACCACCACCAUAUCAUGGCGGAUCUAUGAUGGGAAGUGGUGGUAUGUACGGCGUUCCUCCACCAAUGGACAGGUUUGGCCUUGGUAUGGCAAUGGGUCCUGGUGCUGCCGCUGCUAUGAUGCCAAGACCAAGAUUUUACCCAGAUGAAAAAUCACAAAAGAGAGAUUCUACUCGCGAUAAUGAUUGGACAUGUCCUAAUUGUGGAAAUGUAAAUUUCUCAUUCAGAAUUGUAUGUAACAUGAGGAAGUGCAACACUCCAAAGCCUGGUUCCCAGGGUGGGAGCUCAGAUAAAACAUCCAAACAAAAUGCACCGGAAGGGAGCUGGAAGUGUGAUAAUUGUGGGAAUAUAAACUAUCCCUUCAGGAGCAAAUGCAACAGGCAGAACUGUGGAGCUGAUAAACCAGCGGAUCAGUCGAAUGAAUCUCCUUCCCGUGCACCAGAAGAGAACGAUCAGGUUUGUCAGAUGUAUCUAUGUGGCCACAUCUGCUUGAGCAAAUGCAACAGGCAGAACUGUGGAGCUGAUAAACCAGCGGAUCAGUCGAAUGAAUCUCCUUCCCGUGCACCAGAAGAGAACGAUCAGAUUUUAUGCCUUGCGAAAGCAGCGGUUAUUUGUUUAUGA
This is a messenger RNA of Camelina sativa (false flax), 1154 nucleotides long. The record is from RefSeq and is a predicted model, not a curated record. NCBI's taxonomy places the organism in Eukaryota, Viridiplantae, Streptophyta, Magnoliopsida, Brassicales, Brassicaceae.